Morus notabilis is the source of this 716-nucleotide messenger RNA. RefSeq lists its product as uncharacterized. NCBI's taxonomy places the organism in Eukaryota, Viridiplantae, Streptophyta, Magnoliopsida, Rosales, Moraceae. The coding region runs from base 50 to 679 and encodes 209 amino acids. The record is from RefSeq and is a predicted model, not a curated record. The transcript is spliced from 2 exons.
AUCAACCACUCUUGCACUCUCAGAAAAAGAUCGACAAGCUCGCUCAUUAAUGCAAGCAGAACAGAAUCCACAAUCAUGGAGAAUCGAAGUCCGCGCCAAAGCCAGAAACUUCAAUUUCAAAUUCAACGCAACAAAACUCUCACCCACAUGGAAGUUCCACCGACUCUCUCUUCUGCUCAAGCUUCACAGCUUCUUCCUCGGACUAAAUUCACAUUCUUCUCCUUCAAUCCCUACCCAACCGCAACAGCAAACCCUAAAAUCCAAAUUGCGCGGAAUCCUCAGCAAAAUCCGAUCUAAAACGACCAAGAAAUGGCCGAAUCGUCGGAAAUCUAAAACUAAUUCUGCCCUAAAUCGAUUGCGAAAGUACACAAAAGAGAAACCGAUCUGUUUUGGUUCUUUGCUCGCUUUGAUUCUUGGACUUGUGAUUCGGAAACGAGAAAUUUUCGUAUAUUUCUUGGGAAUUUUGGCAUGCAUUGCUUUGCUUCUUCUGAAGAAAUUUGAAUCGGUAAAAGCAAAUAAGUUUCUUGUUCUCUCAAUUGCAAUAAUGGCGUUCUCAUGUUCUGUAGUGUUUGAUUUUACUAAUCUUUACAUGAAAUAUAUGGAAGGAUACGCUUCGAAAUAUGCUGGACUGCUAUGGAAAUUUAUUGCAUCUCUUAUAUGGAAUACACUGAGAAACUAACUUCUUUUUUCCCAUCAUUUCUGUUGUUUUUUCUUUU